AUGACACUGGAAUUUAUUGCAGCUGGUAAAAGUUGCACUUCUCGAGGAUUUCUGGCACCAGCAUCGCAACAGAUCAACAGCCACAACAACAGUGAUGCGUUCACUACCUGUAAAAAGCACAUCCUCAGCCAGAUAACCCGUCUGCAGCAGCUGUUCUACAACCACCACACCUUUGUGGAGACGGUCGGCAGACGACAAGCUACCAUGCAACGCUUGCGGGCUCUAGCAUUUGAAGCCACAUUCGGUCGCAAGGACGCUCGCGGGGAAGAAGAUGGGUUGCAGCAGCAACCGAUUUGUUCUAAUUGUGCCACAUCCACUACCCCCUUUGGCGUCAAGACGAUACUUGAACUGCAUAACCAACGACGACCAUUAUCGUUCAAGUCCGAUACCAUUAAAAAGCGACAGCGUGUUGAAAAAACACAGAAACGAUCACACCGCCAUCGUCAGCAGCAGCAGCAGCAGCCCGACGGCCGGCUGAAAGAAUAA
Zychaea mexicana is the source of this 486-nucleotide messenger RNA. RefSeq lists its product as uncharacterized. NCBI's taxonomy places the organism in Eukaryota, Fungi, Mucoromycota, Mucoromycetes, Mucorales, Lichtheimiaceae. The record is from RefSeq and is a predicted model, not a curated record. The transcript has 4 exons. Bases 1 to 486 code for a protein of 161 amino acids.